CUCCCGGGAAAGGGUCCAUUCCUCGGGGAGAGAGGGCUGAGUUUUGUGCGCCUCCGUCCGCUGCGCGCGCCGCUCCGGGCCCCGCCGCGCCCCGCCUGCGCCCGGGACUGCGCCGCGCCGCUCACUGCCCCGUUUAUUUGUCUUUGGAGCAGGCGGGCCGCGCCAGAAGCGGGCGAUCCCGCAGUGUCCUGCAGCCGCCGCCGCCGCCUCGGCUAGGAUGACACCGCGUUGAGCGCGCCCGCAGACGACGAGCGCCGCCGCCGCCACCGCGUCCGCCGAAGCGCCGCCGCCGCAGCCGCCCGCGCGCCCCCGGCCGCUGCCGUGCGCCGCGCCCGCCCGGCACGGGCCGAAGCCGGCGGCGGGGCCGGACCGCAGGCGCCGAGCAGGGCCGGGGCGGCCAGGGCUGCCGCCGGCCGCCGAGCCCCGAGCGCCGCCGCUCGCCCCAGCGCUUUCGGCCGGGAGCCGCGGCCGCCGCCAGCAGUGUUCAUGUUUGGGAUUCAGGAGAAUAUUCCGCGCGGGGGGACGACCAUGAAGGAGGAGCCGCUGGGCAGCGGCAUGAACCCGGUGCGCUCCUGGAUGCACACGGCGGGCGUGGUGGACGCCAACACGGCCGCCCAGAGCGGCGUGGGGCUGGCGCGGGCGCACUUCGAGAAGCAGCCGCCCUCCAACCUCCGGAAAUCCAAUUUCUUCCACUUCGUGCUGGCGCUCUACGACAGGCAAGGGCAGCCGGUGGAGAUCGAGCGGACGGCUUUUGUGGACUUUGUGGAGAAAGAGAAAGAGCCGAACAACGAGAAGACCAACAACGGCAUCCACUACAAACUGCAGCUGCUGUACAGCAACGGAGUCAGAACAGAGCAGGAUCUGUACGUCCGCCUCAUAGAUUCCAUGACCAAACAGGCCAUCGUGUACGAGGGCCAGGACAAGAACCCGGAGAUGUGCCGCGUGUUGCUGACCCACGAGAUCAUGUGCAGCCGGUGCUGUGACAAGAAAAGUUGUGGCAACAGGAACGAGACCCCCUCAGACCCCGUGAUCAUCGACAGAUUCUUUCUAAAGUUUUUCCUCAAGUGCAAUCAGAACUGUUUGAAGAAUGCAGGCAACCCUCGGGAUAUGCGGAGAUUCCAGGUGGUUGUUUCGACAACGGUCAACGUGGAUGGCCACGUGCUGGCCGUGUCCGACAACAUGUUUGUGCACAACAAUUCCAAGCACGGGAGGCGGGCCCGCCGUCUGGACCCGUCAGAAGCCACGCCGUGCAUCAAGGCCAUCAGCCCCAGCGAAGGCUGGACCACUGGCGGCGCCACGGUCAUCAUCAUCGGAGACAACUUCUUCGAUGGCCUCCAGGUGGUGUUUGGAACCAUGCUGGUGUGGAGCGAGCUGAUCACGCCUCACGCCAUCCGAGUACAGACCCCACCGCGGCACAUUCCCGGAGUCGUGGAAGUCACCCUUUCCUACAAGUCCAAGCAGUUCUGCAAAGGUGCUCCUGGGCGCUUCGUUUACACCGCCCUUAAUGAACCCACCAUAGACUACGGCUUCCAGAGGCUGCAAAAGGUCAUUCCCAGACACCCCGGCGAUCCCGAAAGGUUGCCCAAGGAAGUGCUGCUGAAGAGGGCAGCGGACCUUGUGGAAGCUUUGUACGGGAUGCCCCACAAUAACCAGGAGAUCAUUCUGAAGCGAGCGGCCGACAUCGCCGAGGCCUUGUACAGCGUCCCCCGCAAUCACAACCAGAUCCCCGCCCUGGGUAACACCCCCGCACACACGGGCAUGAUGGGCGUGAAUUCUUUCAGCAGCCAGCUGGCCGUGAACGUGUCCGAGACGUCCCAAGCCAAUGACCAAGUCGGCUACAGUCGCAAUACAAGCAGCGUGUCCCCGCGAGGAUACGUACCCAGCAGUACUCCCCAGCAGUCCAAUUACAACACAGUGAGCACUAGCAUGAAUGGAUAUGGAAGUGGCGCCAUGGCCAAUCUAGGGGUCCCUGGCUCGCCUGGAUUUCUUAAUGGCUCCUCCGCUAACUCUCCCUACGGCAUGAAACAGAAGAGCGCCUUCGCGCCCGUGGUCCGGCCCCAGGCCUCCCCUCCUCCCUCCUGCACCAGCGCCAACGGGAACGGACUGCAAGCUAUGUCUGGGCUGGUAGUCCCGCCCAUGUGAGGGGCGUUGCUUUGCCUUCCCUGGCACCCGGCGUCACAGACGGACUUCAGGGGACACGUUUGGCAUAGCGGGGCGUGCUGGCGCCAGACGCAUCUUGGAGACCAUCAGCAGCCGUCCAGACGCUACAAAAGACUUUGUUUAAAGAUUUUAUUUAAACUAUUAAGAAUCAACAUGCAAACAGCCUACUUCUUCAUGAACAAUUCCAUUUUGAUUGACUGAACUUUUCUCGUAUUUUCACACUUCUCAGUCCUGGUGAACAAGGACAAGAAAGCAACGCCUAUUUUGUAUAAAGUCUGACCCCGUCUUGGCUCUGUCUAGUACUUGCUAUCUGUGUUGGGAGAAACUUCGUGAAUGCACCAUUUUGAUGAUCAUGAAUAUCAUGAAUCACUGAGGAAAAAUGCCUCCGGACAUUUUUCUGUACUCAUACUUAGAUUCACAAUGGUUGUGUAUCUCUAUAAUGUGAAAUAUUUUUUUGUGGUGAACAAAGGGGGCCAAGGAGGUAUGAGCCAUCAGACUGGAAGGAGACGAUGACUAUAAGAUUAGGAAGAGGGGGGUGGGGGCGGGGAGGGCGGGUUUAUCACUGCUUAACUUCAUCUUAAUGAAACGAAACUUUGUAACUUAUUGUAGUUAGAAAAUGUCCCUUUGCUAUUGAAUCUCGCCUUCAGCAAGCACACUGACAGAGCAGAACCGUGCUCCUGUCUGUCGGUCCGAUCUCGCCCACUGCUAGAGCUCCUUGUCAAGCAAGUGUGAUCUGCAACAUUUUUUCCACUUUUGCUAGCACUGUAUACUGUUGCAUUCUUAGGCUACUGUGAGGUCUGUUUCUUGUACCAGCUUGUCCUUUACUUCUAGGUCCUUCUUCCCUAAUGUGUUUUGUAUGUGGUUAUAAAAUUGUAGACUUUUGUGAUUUUGCCAAAGUUGUAGCUAAAUAUUUAUACACUUGUCUUGAAUUUUUUUCAGAUCCACUGAAAGAUUUAGAAAAAAAAAAAAACAAGUUUUAUUCCUUAUGUGUCUUAUAAGGGAUAAAAUGGCUUCCAUCCAGUCCUUGCGUUCCCCACUGAUAGCUGCAGUUGCUACGGGACUUUAUUUUGUAACAUAUCAAUUAUAAAUAUUGUAUUUAUCUUUGAGAUUUUGUA
Molecule: messenger RNA, 3275 nt
Organism: Ochotona curzoniae (black-lipped pika)
Lineage: Eukaryota; Metazoa; Chordata; Mammalia; Lagomorpha; Ochotonidae
Gene: EBF3
Product: EBF transcription factor 3
Exons: 16
Coding region: 487-2142 (551 amino acids)
Biological process (GO): regulation of transcription by RNA polymerase II
Molecular function (GO): DNA-binding transcription factor activity, RNA polymerase II-specific; RNA polymerase II cis-regulatory region sequence-specific DNA binding
Source: RefSeq, a predicted model, not a curated record